AUGAUCGCCGCCUCGUUGAGGAGCUGCUCGUUGGGGGGAGGCGGAGGAGGGGACCAGUCGCCGCCGCGGCCGCCGCCGCCGCACCUCGCCGAGGCGACCGACGAGAGCGCUGGGGGAAUCACGGUGGAGCUGAACUCCGACACCGCCCUCCCGUACCACUGGGAGCAGUGCCUUGACAUGCGGACGGGAGAAAUCUACUACAUCAACCGGGAGACCGGCGUCAGGACCGGCGAGGACCCUCGCACCGCCGCUGCCUCUUCCUCAGCCUACUCUUCGAGCUACUACUGCGACGGAGACGGGACAUCCGAUGAGUACAGCUGCUCCCGUGUCGGCAGCGAGGACGUCGACUACGAGGAGGAGGAGGAGGAUGACGGCGACACCGCUGACUCCUCCACCCUCUCCUGCACUUCCCCACCGGAGUCCUCCGCCAACGAGGAGCCCGGCGGCCAAAUCCUCGUCGCCGCUGGCUGCAAGGCCUGCUUCAUGUACUUCAUGGUCCCCAAGCGCGUGGACGCCUGCCCCAAGUGCGGCGGCAGCCUCCUCCACCUCGGCCGCAACGGCUGCGUUUGAAACUUCGAUCUUGUUCUUAUAUGUUGGAGCACUUCAGUGAGAAAAAGAUCGAAGUUUUAGCACAAAGUUCCAAUUUUUUCGCUUCCGUUCGACGCGAAUCAGUGUGAAUUCCUCUUCUAUUCAAAGAAUGACAAACAACGUGCCUUCGAUUC
This is a messenger RNA of Musa acuminata subsp. malaccensis (wild Malaysian banana), 722 nucleotides long. Its product is annotated as protein CURLY FLAG LEAF 1. Gene Ontology annotation, molecular function: protein binding. Lineage: Eukaryota; Viridiplantae; Streptophyta; Magnoliopsida; Zingiberales; Musaceae. The record is from RefSeq and is a predicted model, not a curated record.